This is a messenger RNA of Bombus terrestris (buff-tailed bumblebee), 1537 nucleotides long. RefSeq lists its product as uncharacterized. Lineage: Eukaryota; Metazoa; Arthropoda; Insecta; Hymenoptera; Apidae. The transcript has 2 exons. The record is from RefSeq and is a predicted model, not a curated record. The coding region runs from base 207 to 1118 and encodes 303 amino acids.
GUGCCACGUUAGUUAAAAAUGAACGCAUACAAGGUUACAUCGUGAUCGAACACGGUAAAUUUAUUAAUUCGCGUAGAAUAUUUCUACAUGGAAAAAAGAAUCUACGCACUCUACAAUAUCUGUUCGUUACGAGGAACGUGAGGGAAGAGGUGCAUUUAUUCGCGAAAGAUUUGUUGAACGCCGGCUAUCGGGACGUGGCAUUUCUGAUGUUCGAUGACACGGCCACAGGUACGAUUAUUCGUGCAAGCGCAACGGAAGACGAGAUUACAUCGAGAUCCGUAGGAUCCUGUACGUCGGUCACGAACGAUGUGGAUCGGAUUCCGGCAUUCGCUGUGGAUUCUCGUCGAUUUUGCCCGCUCGGUGGCUGCACCAUGAAAUACGCGAUCGUCACGGAUGCGACAGUGAGCUUCUGGCGCAGAGAGGACACGCUCAAACUGAAACGUAACGAAACACUGCAAGCAGUAGGCGCUCUCCUCAUCGAAGACUUCGGGAAGUACUACAACCUGACCGUCGACUCCAGCACAGAAGUAAACAUAUCUUGGCCCGAUGUCUUCGAAAAGCUCAUGAACCGUGACAUAGAUAUGAUAGCAGGGCCGAAACCCGAAGAUCUACAAAUCUUAGACAACGUCGAAGUCAUCUGCUGGUAUAUGUUCCGUGAUAUGGUGCUUGCCAGUUUGGUUCGCAUUAGAACUAUCGAAAACGACAUUUUAAAGCUAGUAAUGCCGUUUCAUUAUUUCGUUUGGAUCAGCGUGUUCCUUGUAUUCAUUGUUUAUAUUCUUCUAUUGAUCGUGCUGAAAAAAUUAUCGAGCAUGGGUUUGAUCAAAGAACAGGUGAAAUUUGCACAUGUUUGGGCGAUCUCGUUGUCUCAAAGCAUCACGUUGCCAAGAAACCUUGGUUUGCGGCUGGUGCUGCUUUUGUGGAUGAUCUUCUCCCUUUAUUUGAGCAUCACUUAUAACAGCACGUUUACCAGCUCGCUGGCUCAAGUCGACACCGAGGAUCUGCUGCAGAAUCUCGAGCAAGUACGUGACUCUGGUCAACCACUCAGCGGACCAGGCGUCGUACGCUCCUAUUUCAACAAUUCCGAUGAUCAGUUCAUCAUAGAUUUGUAUAAAAGGUAAUCUUACCGAUCACGGUAAAUUUCCAAUUCCUCUCUCUAUUUCGUUCUAGUCAAUUCUCGUGGAAGCUCUUCGAUUCGAAGUGCGUUUCAACUGGAUUCCUCUUUUAUUGCAUGUCUGGUACAGCGAAUACUGGGAAUUGGAUGAUGGAUACUACUCGUGAAACGAGAUUCUCGGCUCUACAACUGAUUUAUUGUCGCGUAAAAGACUUUUGAGAGUUUCAUUCAUUUAUCGAGCGAAUUUUGCAAUUUCCGAUAUCGCUUGUCUUGGUCUUAUUUGAUUCCUUUAGUAGGUGAAUAUAUCUUUUUUAUAUUUUGUAGACGAAAUUGAUUGAAGAGUUAUGUAAGUGCAAGAUUUUAUUGUUUUAAGUUGUUCUAAGCUUUCGGAAAAUUUAAAAAAUUUUUAGGAUAUUACCAAUGUUU